AGCAACGGAGAAUUUAGACCUAAAGCGCCAAAGAGAGAGCAAGCGAGAGAAAUGAUCAAGUCUCAAUCCGCCGUUCCGAAUUGCAGAAAUAGCUCCAUUUCGCCUUUUCUAAGAACCACCAGCCUCGCGCCCGCCGCCGGAGGCUGUUACCAAAGUUGGAUGCCGGCGGCCGUGCGGGGACGCAGCUGGACGGCUCUACCGCGCAAGUCGCGCUUAAUCUCUGGCCCGCGGGCGGCCAUGAGGGAUUUCGGGGCCGUUGUCGAGCUUCCGGAGACGAAGGGUAGCUUCUACGAGCUUCUAGGGAUUCCGGCGAGUGGGAGCACCGACGAUAUCAAGCGCGCCUACAAGCACCUCGCGAGGAAGUACCAUCCUGACGUCUCACCCCCGGAUCGCACGGAGGAGUAUACUCAGCGGUUUAUCGAGGUAAAGGAGGCCUAUGACACCCUCUUAGAUCCUUGUCACCGUGCCAUCUAUGAUCGCAACCUUGCUCGCAGCGAUCUCCACCUGGCCUUCUCCACCGCUAAGCGGCGCUUCCAUGAGGAAAUGGAGAAGGAAUCUUGGUUGCAGAAACGUUUUCAUGAUCAGCUUGUGGAGCUAAGCAGGAGGAGCACAAUGAAGAAUUCAGAAGAAAAUCUCUCUUGGGGAGCUCGUAUGCGAAGACGAAGCGCAGAAGCACCAGCAUAUUAGACUUUUACAGCAAAUAAUGCCCUUAGUCUCCUUCAGAAUUCUCUGGCGAAUGAAUGAUUGUAUUACUGUUUUUAAAGCAGUUUUUAAAUUAAAAAAGUUUGUACUAAAAGUUGCUUCAUAAAUUAAAUUAAUAAGAAAGUGCUUUUAUUUUAUAAAA
Messenger RNA from Dendrobium catenatum, 844 nucleotides. RefSeq names its product chaperone protein dnaJ 20, chloroplastic-like. The transcript has 2 exons. The record is from RefSeq and is a predicted model, not a curated record. Gene Ontology annotation, cellular component: chloroplast. Lineage: Eukaryota; Viridiplantae; Streptophyta; Magnoliopsida; Asparagales; Orchidaceae. Bases 52 to 687 code for a protein of 211 amino acids.